CGCCAUUUUGGCGCAAGCCAACCCAGAGAGCGGAUGCAAUUCUCUGCCCUGAACUCUGUAAAGAACGUAGCUUCCUCUGUCACUUUGUCAGAGCACAACAAUAUGACUGCGUCUGUGGUUGUACGGAGACUGGCAGCUCUGUCGGGGGCUUCUGCAGUCGCAGCAGGCGCAUACGGAGCUCAUGGUUUCAAACAGAGUGACAGUGAUGAUUACCAGAGAGAAUUGUAUGAAACAGCCAACAAGUACCACUUCUACCACAGCCUGGCCCUGCUUGGGGCAGCGCACAGCAGCAAACCAGCCGUGGCUGGCACACUCCUGUUGGCGGGCAUGGGCAUGUUCUGCGGUGCCCUCUACCACCAGGCGCUGACGGGGGACCCAGGCAUGCGCAAGGUGGCGCCUAUGGGCGGCAUGGCAAUGAUCGCUGGCUGGCUGGCUAUCGUCAUCUGACUUCUGACCCUCCUCUCCUUCCUAUAUGGUGGAUGAAGGAGACUCACUGAUAGGUUACGAACUGUUGAAUGUACAGCGGGGUGAUAGUGGAGGAGGAGGGUGGGUGGAGCAGAAAGAAUGAGUUAUCUGGAUACUCCUUGUUUGUGUCACGGGGGUGUUCAGACGUGAUUAGGCUGUGAUGUCACUUGCUGUUCUUCAUGACUUUCAUUGUCUCUUAUGCUUGACCAAUGUGAGAGAGCCAUCACAAUAUCUUCUAUGAUGUUCUUGUGUGUGAAGAUUUAAGAGGGAAUACUUGACUUUUUGAAACAAUAAACAAGUUGAAAAGAG
Molecule: messenger RNA, 774 nt
Organism: Osmerus eperlanus (European smelt)
Lineage: Eukaryota; Metazoa; Chordata; Actinopteri; Osmeriformes; Osmeridae
Gene: tmem256
Product: transmembrane protein 256
Exons: 4
Coding region: 34-447 (137 amino acids)
Cellular component (GO): membrane
Source: RefSeq, a predicted model, not a curated record